This is a messenger RNA of Ziziphus jujuba (common jujube), 3515 nucleotides long. RefSeq names its product protein ALTERED PHOSPHATE STARVATION RESPONSE 1. NCBI's taxonomy places the organism in Eukaryota, Viridiplantae, Streptophyta, Magnoliopsida, Rosales, Rhamnaceae. The coding region runs from base 850 to 3162 and encodes 770 amino acids. The transcript has 5 exons. The record is from RefSeq and is a predicted model, not a curated record.
AGGGAAGGAGAGGAGGGAAAACAGAAAAGACAAAAAAAAAGAAAAAAAAAAAAGAAUGGCUUUCCAUUGAUAUACGCCACCUCAUUGAGUACAGAUUGCCAGAAACAAGAACACUCUUUUCUCUCUCUUUCUCGAGCCCCUACCGUAACCUUCUUACCCACCAAUGGUUUCGACCUGGCCUUUAUUCUGUCAUCUCUCUCUCUCUCUCUCUCUCCAAAUGCACUACUAGUUUAGUUUUUAGUCUUUUUUUUUGGGUAAAACUUAGUCUGUAAUGGAACAUUAGGAUAUAAAGUCUGCACUAGAACCUCUACUUAGUGUCCUGUUUUAGCAGAAAAUAGGUUCUCUUUCUUGUGUUUUUCAAUUUUUUUUUUUAAGCUGAAAGUCGUCUUUUUGAAGUUAGAAUAGUGGAAUACUCUUCAGCUACAGCAUAUAAUCUUUAAACUCUCUCUCUCUCUCUCUCUCUCUCUCUCUCUCUCUCUCUCUGAGCAACGAUUCCACUAACGGAUGAAACGGUUUUCAGCUCUCCAGAGAAGAAGCUACUUUUUCUCCGGUAGAAAUUCCAGCUUUUUAUUUUUUAUUUUUUUUAUUUACCAAAAGAUGACAUGGGUUUGCUCUAGAGCUUCUCCAAAAGCAACAUUUUCUACACUAUUUCUCUAAAAACCCCAGUUCAAACAAACAAAAACACCAUAUUUGGACAAAGCCCCACCUCCUUUUUUGUUUUAUCACAAAAGAAGAAUACACAGAUUCCUCCAAAAUACCACCUUUCUUGCUUAUAUUAUUCCCCAUUUUCUAAAAGCAGCCUUCAAAAGAAAAAAGAAAAAAAAAACUCCAACUUUAGAAGGAGAAGAGAUGGGUUGUGUAGCUUCUAAGCUAGAGGAAGAAGAAGAAGUAGUAUCAAUCUGCAGAGAGAGGAAAAGGCAGCUAAAGUUAGCAGUUGAAAGAAGAUAUGCUCUUGCAGAGGCACAUUGGAGGUAUUAUCAAGCUCUAUAUGCAGUAGCUGCAUCAAUAAAGCUCUUUGUUGCUCGCCAUUCUUCGCCUCCUUCACCUUUCCUCAUCACUUUCCCUCCACCUUGCCCUCCUUCUCCACCGUCCACUGGAACUAUAAUAAACAACCCCAUGUUCCUCCAGCAAAGACCCUCUGAGUCUACCCACGAAGCCAUUCAAUGUGGUUCUUGUGCUGCUUCAGCCUCUUCUUCAGAUUCCUCUGAGGAAGAGGAGGAAGAGAGAGAAGAAGAAGAAGAAGAAGAAGAACGACAACAACAACAACAACAACAACAUCAACUACUACAACAACGACAAACAGUGGAGAGAGAUGAGCAAGGCUGUGGGUAUUUUUAUAUGCAAAUGCCAGUUAUGCCACCCCCUUUAAUGUCUUCACCACAAAGAGAUUUUGGGUGGGAUUUCUUUAACCCAUUUGACAAUGUGAGACCUGAGGUUAUCAGCGGCUAUCGCCGGAGCUCCGACGAUGAUUUGAGGGUGGUGAGGGAAGAGGAAGGGAUUCCUGAGCUAGAAGAGGAAGGAGACAGAGAAGAGCAUGAAGAGAAGGUUGUUAUGGUUGAAGAAAAAUGUGAGAAGAAAGAGCAUGAAAAUAAUGGAGGUGAAGUGGUUAAGGUAGAAGCUGAUAAUGUGAACAACCUGGUAGAGCACAAGGGGCUCACGGUGAUUGAUACACCAGAGGAAGGGAGGGAACUUUUGGAAGCUUUGAGGGAUAUUGAGGACCUUUUUUACAGAGCUUAUAAUUCUGGAAAGGAUGUUUCCAGGAUGUUAGAGGCUAAUAUGAUGCAGAUGCAGUCUGGUCUGGAGGGAAUAAAAGAUUCCAAAACUAAGUUAAGAUUGGUGCAUUGGGUAAUUCGAGGAGGAGGCCCAUUUCUUUCCUCAAAAGAGAACUCGACAAAACUCAUCCAAUCUUUAGCAUGGCAUCGCUCCAUUUCAUCUAAACCAUCAUCAUGUAAGAGUCUCGUAGCAUCAAGCUCAAAGAGUUGUUCAACGUGGAAAGAAUUUACAAAUGAUCUUUUUGAUGAUUAUGGAGGAAUGGAUUCAGGAAGCCACUCACUUACACUAGGAAGAUUAUAUGUCUGGGAAAAGAAACUCUAUGAAGAGGUUAAGGCUGGAGACAGUACACGGAAACUUUACGAGAAAAAAUGUUCACGAUUGAGAAGCCAAGAUAUCAGAGGAGAUGAUGCAAACGCCAUGGACAAAACUAGGGCUGCAGUAAAAGACCUGUAUGCCAGGAUCUUGAUCGCAAUCCGUAGUGCUGAGUCAAUCUCCAAGAGAAUUCAGAAACUUCGAGAUGAAGAACUGCAACCUCAAAUUGUUGAACUGUUAAAAGGGUUAACACGGACAUGGAAGGUUAUGUUGGAGUCACACGAAACCCAGACUAAGAUUCUCUUUGAAGUAAAAACUUUCACCUGCCCCACAUUUGGAAAAUUCUGCAAUGACUCUCACAGGCUUGCUACGCUUCAACUUCAGGCCGAGCUUCGUAAUUGGCGUGCCUGCUUUAUAGAGUAUGUUGCAGCCCAAAAAGCUUAUGUUGAAGCUCUUUAUGGUUGGCUAACCAAGUUCAUAUUCCCUGAAGUUGAAAUCUACUCUAGAGGCAAGGGUUCAGCUAUUCCAUACCAUGCCAACGGUCCCCCAUUGCUUGUGAUUUGUCAUGAUUGGUUAGCUUCGAUGGAGAAACUACCGGAAAAUGCAGUAUCCAUUGCAUUGAAAAGCUUUGCAAAGGAUGUAAAAGCUCUGUGGGAUCAGCAAGGAGAGGAACAGCAACAAAAAAGGAAAGUUGAUUGUCUAGCAAAAGAACUUGAAAGAAGAAUUCCGGCAUUCCAGAAGACAGGGAGCCAGUUUCUCGAGUUGAAGCUUACGGAUCAUAAAUCAGUGUCAGAUGUGGAACAUCAGAACGAUUACUUGACGGAGAAGAAGGAUCAGUUGGAUAUGUUCAGGACAAAGCUGGAUGUAGAAAAGGAAAAACACCAUAAUUACAUGCAAGAAACUCAAAGGAUCACAUUAGGUGGAUUCCAAACUGGGUUUUAUACAGUUUUUGAGUCGUUAGUAGAGUUCUCCAAGGCUUCUCAGAAAAUGUACAAUGACCUUGUGACUUACAGUGAGAGUGCUGGGAAAAUAUCAUACAUAGAGGGCACCAAGGUCGAACAAAAUAGCGGCAGAUGACAAAGUCACAAAAUCUUUGGGGAUUUGCGUUCAUGGAUUAUCUGGUUGAUUUGUAUAUAUUGUGUCAAAGCAGCUCGCUGAGACACAUAUUUAAACUUUUAGAAUGUUGUUGUGUAUUAAUGAAUUGCUAAUUGUUACCAUGGAUGAUUAUGGUUUUCUAAGAUUGUAAGACCUGUAAAUUUUCUGUUUUGUGGGGUUGGGAACAGUAGCAUGGGAUUUCCAGUUAAGUGGUAGGAUAUUUUAUUUUUAUUUAAUUAUUUCCUGGAACCAGGAAAAUCUCAAUUAAGUGCUUUAAUCCUAUUGAACCUUGACUUGUUCAAGAUUAAUGUUUGUAAAUUGUACUUUGUGCUUGA